Molecule: messenger RNA, 1144 nt
Organism: Condylura cristata (star-nosed mole)
Lineage: Eukaryota; Metazoa; Chordata; Mammalia; Eulipotyphla; Talpidae
Gene: ATP5F1C
Product: ATP synthase, H+ transporting, mitochondrial F1 complex, gamma polypeptide 1
Exons: 10
Coding region: 73-969 (298 amino acids)
Biological process (GO): proton motive force-driven ATP synthesis
Molecular function (GO): proton-transporting ATP synthase activity, rotational mechanism
Source: RefSeq, a predicted model, not a curated record
GAGGCGUGGGGAAGCUUCCGCGCAUGCGCAAUAGGAUCUGUCUGACCGACCUUCAGCGGGCCCACUACCACCAUGUUCUCCCGGGCGGGCGUCGCUGGCCUCUCGGCCUGGGCCUUGCAGCCGCAAUGGAUCCAAGUUCGAAAUAUGGCAACUUUGAAAGACAUUACCAGAAGACUAAAGUCAAUCAAAAACAUUCAGAAAUUUACUAAGUCUAUGAAAAUGGUAGCAGCAGCAAAAUAUGCCCGGGCAGAGCGGGAGCUGAAACCAGCACGUGUGUAUGGAACAGGAUCUUUGGCUCUGUAUGAAAAAGCUGAAAUUAAGGCACCUGAGAAUAAGAAGAAACACCUCCUGAUAGGUGUAUCCUCAGACCGAGGGCUGUGCGGUGCUAUUCAUUCCUCAGUUGCUAAACAGAUGAAAAAUGAGGUGGCCAAUCUGACAGCAGCUGGGAAAGAAGUUAUGCUUGUUGGAAUUGGUGAUAAAAUCAGAGGUAUCCUUUACAGGACUCAUUCUGACCAGUUUCUGGUGACGUUCAAAGAAGUGGGAAGGAAGCCCCCUACUUUUGGAGAUGCAUCGGUCAUUGCCCUUGAAUUAUUAAAUUCUGGAUAUGAAUUUGAUGAAGGGUCUAUCAUCUUUAAUAGAUUCAGGUCUGUCAUCUCCUAUAAAACAGAAGAGAAGCCUAUCUUUUCUCUUGAUACUAUUGCAAGUUCUGAGAGCAUGAGUAUCUACGAUGACAUUGAUGCUGAUGUACUGCAGAACUACCAAGAAUAUAAUUUGGCCAACAUCAUCUACUAUUCUCUAAAAGAAUCCACCACAAGUGAGCAAAGUGCCAGGAUGACAGCUAUGGACAACGCCAGCAAGAAUGCAUCUGAGAUGAUUGACAAGUUGACUUUGACUUUCAAUCGCACCCGCCAAGCUGUCAUCACGAAAGAGUUGAUUGAGAUCAUCUCUGGUGCUGCAGCUCUGGAUUAAUGAAAAUCAAGUAUCAACCCCAGAUAAGAGGUAAAGAAGGAAAUUCCAGCCAACUGAUUUUUGGUUUUAGUUUACUGCUAUCCUUGUGAGAAGAAGUUAAUUUCUCAAUUAUCUGAAUUAAGGACAGCAAAAUAUUUGUAAAUUAUCUUACAAUAAACAACUUAACAAUACGAAA